Molecule: messenger RNA, 3057 nt
Organism: Heterobasidion irregulare TC 32-1
Lineage: Eukaryota; Fungi; Basidiomycota; Agaricomycetes; Russulales; Bondarzewiaceae
Exons: 7
Coding region: 115-2424 (769 amino acids)
Molecular function (GO): protein binding; transcription corepressor activity
Source: RefSeq, a predicted model, not a curated record
GUGUCCAUCUCUUUCCCGGCCUCCUUCCUCUCCUCGUCCUCUGCCCCCGUCUUGAACAAACUCCCUUCGAGCCCGUUCCCCCCAACAUCAUCGAACCUGUCAUCACUCUACCCAAUGGCGUCCGGACCUCCCUCUGGACCCUCAGCACCCACCCCAUCCGAGUCGUCUCCCCCGUCCAAUUCGCUCUGGGAGGGCGAUCGCAUGUUCAACAUUUACAUUUAUGACUAUUGUAACAAGCGCGGAUUCGUCAAGACCGCACGAGAGCUCGUCAAUGAGGCAGAGAUUCCAGUAGAGUCACAACCUCCGAUAAAUGCCAAGCAGGGCCUCCUUUUCGAGUGGUGGAGUGUUUUCUGGGUAUUAUUCCAAGCAAAAAACAACGGAACGGGGUCCGAUGAUGGCUUAGUGUAUACGCAGAACCAGGCCGCACAACGCCAGGCUCAAGCCGCACAGCGUCAGGGUGUCCCUAAUCCACCUCCACCUGGUCGUUUCACAAACGGCAUCCCUCCAAGGCAGGCAGUCCUACCGCCUGGUGGUCCGCUCUCGAACGGUGUAGGGCCUGCGGGCCCACCACCUGCUCCCGCAGGCGCCCAACCUGCCUACGGUAUGCCGCAUGGCGCUGGCCCUCAGCCCAAUGGAAUUCCUGUUCCACAGGGUCUUCCUGGUUCACAUCCUGGUGGGCCACCGCAGAAUUUUUCUCAUCCGGGCCCGCAGGGUCCAGGUCAGCGACAGAUGGUUCCACAACAUCGUGGCCCCAACAGUGCGCCAUUCCCGUCUCCUACCAUGGCGCACUCGCCACAGGCUCCACCCAUGGCGGGACAACAGCAGUCUGGCCCGAUGGCCCAGCUGGGUCCAUCUCCGCAGAUGAACCAUCCUGGGCGUGCCAUGCUUCCACCUGGGCCUCAACAGAUCGGCAAUCCAUCCCAGAUGGGAUCUGCGCAUCCUACUCCGACACAGCCUUUUCAACAACUCGGCCGACCGCCAAGUCGGCAGGGGACGCCAUCCCAUAUGCAGAUGAAUCCAACCCCGAGUCCGUCUAUGGCACCACGUCAACCGCCUGUACAAGAUCCACGCCAGCUCGACAUACAGAUUGCGCAGGAGAUAGCCCGCAUGCCACCCGAUCUUCUCGCAUCCGUCAAGCUUGAGGUAGGCUUGGGUGACAAGGAUGAGAGAACUUUUACUUCUGAAGACAAGCAACGGAUCAUGGCUGGCGUGGGUCGUCGUCGUCGGGCUGUUGUUGGGCAAGUGGCGCCGAACGCAAUUGCAGGGCCAUCCACGAACAUGCCUCCCCAGCAUCCUCAGCGCAAUCAGCAACAGCCAAUGUCUCAACAACCUCCGCGUCCUACCAAACGUAAUAGCACUUCUCCCAGUGAGGAGCACGAGACGCUCCCGCGAAGUGACACUUCCCCCCCGGACCGGAAACGUGUUCGACGAACGCCAAACCCUCAUGAGCCUCCAAUGGCCCCUAUGGGGUCAUUCCCCUCGCCCGGCACUCAAGGGCAUCCAGGGAUCACAACGAAUGGGAUGGUUCGUUCCGCGAUGAAUUUCCAGCCAGGAAUGCACAUGGGAAAUCAACCUGGAAUCAACAUGAGUAUGGGCCAGGGAAUGACUCCGAUGCAGUUGGCAUCGAUGAGUCCCAUGAUGGGCCACCCGCCGCCGCCUAACAUGAUGACACCCCAGAUGCAGCAGCAGCAAGCCCCUCCGUUUCAAAAUGAAAGACAGUACCGCGCGACGAUGGCGAAUCUUCAUCAGAAAAGCAUGUCGCAAGGACCGAUGGCUCCUUUGAUGCCUGGGCCUCCGAACGGAGGGUCACCAGCCGCGAAUGAUGCGCAAGCUCACAUGAUGCGAGGCCCAGCUGGACAGCCUCAGCCUGGGCCGCACAAUCGUAUAGGACAGCCAAAGACGAUGGGUGGGAUGCACCCUCCUCCGGGCGGACCGAAACCGCCGCAAACUAAUAUCAAAGCGGAGGGAAGCGACAAUGCAGGGAUGAAUGGACCUUCACCUGACCAGCAGCAACAUCAGCAACAUCAGCAACAGCACCAGCAACAGCCACAGCAGCCGCAGCCGCAGAAUGGGCCUGGACAGGGGCCUCCUGGACAGCAAAACAAUGGGCCUCCGGCGCAACAGCAGGGCCAGUCUCAUACCCCGAAUAUGCCGACGACGCCCGCAUCUGGGGCCCCGACCAUGUCGGGACCUUCCACUUUGUCUGCACCCUCACCGUCUGCCAUCCUCAGCAGUGCGUCAGGGCUCAAUCCUCCUCGGUCGACGAGCACAGUGACAGACCCGAUGUCGUUCAACCCAUCUGACUUUCUUCAAUCAAUGGGGAUGGGCACCUUUGAGGAUCUCGACGCGCCAGGAUUUGGGGACUCUUUUGAUGGUUUGGACUUUUGGAUCAACAAUGAUGAGACGCUGGAGCCCAUGAAGUGAGGGUUUAGGGUAGAGUAUGUUCGCCUGGCUUAGGUUUGAAAUGUUGGUGGAUCAGAGGACGGUUAUGGAUUGUCAGGCCUCACGGUCAGGUUGCUUCCUGGUACGCACGCUCGACCCUUUCUCGCUUUCCACGUCAUUUCUUCUGGCCCUGGACUGUUUCCUUUCUUGAUACAAGUCUGGGCUAGCUCGUCGCUCGCUGCUCAGUGCUUCUUCCGCUAUGCCGAUACUUGUCCUCCACAUGUCCAUCUCGCUUUCUUCUUUUCCAUCCUCGAUAUUUCACUCUUGUUAACGUGUAUUUCAAGCUGCUUUUUGGAUCAAGCUGUAUUUAUUUAUCUUUUCUCCGGGCGGUGGGCGAAGAUCGUAUUUUCUAGCCAUGAUAUUUUUCCUAGCCUUUUUCUUUGCCUAGAUGUCUCAGUAUUUGGCUUAAUCUCCUUUCCCUCCCCCCCUGUUGCAAUGCUGCGUAAGGUUGCUAAUCCCACCCCUCCCUUUUUUUCUUUGGCCGUUGUUUUUCUUUAGCCCCCGCUUCUCUACAUAGUAGUCAGUCCCGUCCUGUCCUGUUAUCUACGCUUAGCGCUGCUCGUCUCUUUUCGUUAUCCUGUGUACUGGUGUGCAAUGACAUCUCGAUGCAAACUU